ACUUCUCUGUAACUGGAGAUGUGCUGUCAUUACUGACUGUGAUGAGCCAGCAGCAGCAGCAGCAGUCGGAUAUUUCACAAACACGUCCCAGAAAUAGUUGUAUAAAAUACAGUCAGGGGAGGGAGAUAAAAGCAGACUGUCCAUUGCAGUCAUUUGCUUUCUUUCGGGUGUCAUAAAUGUCUAAGUUUUGGGCGAGCUUGUACAGAAAAUAUGCAGUCGGCAGCUUUGAUGGAUCUGAAGGGAUGGAAAACCCCGGAUACCGUACCGGGAGCUUUGACGCCCUUCAUCACCCCAGCGACGAUGAUGAUGACGAGAUGGUGGACAUUGCAGGAGCCACACUCGACUUCUCCAGCACGGACGACGUCCCUCCUCUCAGCUCAGGAGGUUACGAGAAGUACAGCAGCAGCGGUGGCGCCGCCAGAGCAGCCGGUAUGAACGGUGACGGACCCAGUAAGCUGGUGGACCCCCUGGAGGACCCACUUCCUGGAGUGGGCACCUACGAAGACUUCAACACUAUCGACUGGGUCAGGGAGAAAAGCAAGGACCGGGACAGACACAGAGAGAUCACCAAUAAGAGCAAACAGUCGACCGUGGCUCUGCUGCUCAGCAUCAGCGAUGCGUUCUCUGGAUGGCUGCUCAUGCUGCUGGUGGGACUCAUGUCAGGUGCUCUUGCCGGCGGCAUCGACAUCGCAGCCCAUUGGCUGACGGACAUGAAGGGCGGGGUGUGUCUCGCCGGCUUCUGGUUCAACCACGAGCACUGCUGCUGGACGUCCAACGAGACAACCUUUCAGGACAGAGACCAGUGUCCGCAGUGGCAGAGCUGGGCCGAGCUCAUAACGGGCACCUCGGAGGGUGUGUUUGCCUACAUAGUGAACUACCUGAUGUAUAUCGUCUGGGCUCUGCUCUUUGCUUUCCUGGCCGUCACGCUGGUCAGAGCCUUCGCUCCGUACGCUUGCGGCUCCGGUAUCCCAGAGAUUAAAACCAUCCUGAGCGGCUUCAUCAUCCGCGGCUACUUGGGGAAAUGGACCCUCAUCAUCAAGACCAUCACUCUGGUUCUAGCCGUCUCCUCUGGGCUCAGUUUAGGGAAGGAAGGCCCUCUGGUCCACGUAGCCUGCUGCUGCGCUAACAUACUGUGUCAUCUCUUCACCAAAUACCGUAAAAACGAGGCCAAGAGGCGAGAGGUGCUGUCAGCGGCGGCAGCGGUCGGUGUGUCCGUGGCGUUCGGCGCUCCCAUAGGAGGAGUCCUGUUCAGCCUGGAGGAGGUGAGUUACUACUUCCCUCUGAAGACGCUGUGGCGUUCCUUCUUCGCCGCCCUGGUCGCAGCCUUCACUCUUCGCUCCAUCAACCCGUUCGGGAACAGCCGCCUGGUGCUGUUUUACGUGGAGUUUCAUGCUCCGUGGCACCUAGUGGAGCUGGGCCCCUUUAUACUGCUGGGGAUAUUCGGAGGCCUCUGGGGGGCGCUGUUCAUCAAGGCCAACAUCGCCUGGUGCAGGAGACGUAAAUCCACCCGUCUCGGCCACUACCCCGUCAUCGAGGUGCUGGUGGUCGCCGCGUUGACCGCCCUGCUCGCCUACCCAAACAGCUACACCAGGAUGAGCGGAGCCGAGCUCAUCUCCGAGCUUUUCAACGACUGCUCCCUGCUCGACUCGUCUCAGCUGUGCGGCUACAAGCAGCCAACCAACAUAUCAGAAACAGGUGUGGGUAACAGCCUGGCGGACCGGCCGGCAGGAGAAGGCCUCUACACGGCUCUGUGGCAGCUGUCUCUGGCUUUAGUCUUCAAGAUGAUGAUCACUGUGAUUACCUUCGGCAUGAAGGUUCCUUCCGGGCUCUUCAUCCCCAGCAUGGCGGUCGGAGCCAUCGCCGGCAGACUGCUGGGUGUCUGCAUGGAGCAGCUGGCCUAUUAUAACCACGACUGGUUGAUCUUUAAAGGGUGGUGCUCGCCAGGAGCGGACUGCAUCACCCCGGGGCUCUACGCUAUGGUGGGAGCCGCCGCGUGUUUAGGUGGAGUGACUCGUAUGACAGUCUCGCUGGUCGUCAUCAUGUUUGAACUGACUGGCGGUCUGGAGUACAUCGUCCCCCUCAUGGCCGCGACCAUGACCAGCAAAUGGGUAGCAGAUGCUUUCGGAAGAGAGGGAAUCUACGAGGCUCACAUCAGGUUGAACGGCUACCCGUUCCUGGAGCCUAAAGAGGAGUUUGGGCACAGCAGCCUGGCGGUGGACGUGAUGAGGCCCAGGAGGUCGGACCCUGCGCUGGCUGUGCUCACACAGGAGGGCAUGACCGUAGGGGAGGUGGAGGCCUUGGUGGAGAGCACUCACUACAGCGGCUUCCCCGUGGUCGUCUCCCAGGAGUCCCAGAGGCUCGUGGGAUUUGUACUCAGAAGAGAUCUGCUCAUAUCAAUAGACAACGCCCGGAAGCGUCAGGAAGGCGUCGUCAGCGCAUCUCAGGUGGUUUUUACCGAGCACGCUCCGGCCCAGGCUGCAGACGCCCCGCCUCCCCUCCGCCUCAGAGGCAUCAUGGAUCUGAGUCCCUUCACGGUCACGGACCACACACCCAUGGACAUCACCGUGGAUAUUUUCAGGAAGCUGGGGCUACGCCAGUGUCUGGUUACACAUAACGGGAGGCUGCUGGGAAUCAUCACUAAAAAGGACAUACUGAAACACAUGGCGCAGAUAGCCAACAGAGACCCUGACUCGAUCCUCUUCAACUGAAACCCCUCCGUCCUCUCUUCCUCCUCCUCCUCCUCCUUAUCAUCAUCAUCAUCAUCAUCAUCCCUCCGUCCCUCGCCUCUGUAGACCAGGGGGAGAGCAGACUCUUUAAGAAGACACCAGCUUGUACACUUUUUUGAAAUGAAACGCACCUUUACCUCUUCUUCUAAGAUUAAAAAAAACAAAGCCAACUAAGUCGUGCUCCGUUUGCACAGAGGACUCGAGGACAGUGGAUGUUUUUUUGUUUUUGUGGGGUUUUUUUUGUUGAAUGAAGGUUUUUUUCUCAGAAACAGUGACUCAUCUUUAAUGACACUUCUGCCCCCCCCAUUUCAUGUUCAACCCAGAAGGAUGUAGGACAGUCGACGGGGGAAAAAAAACGUCAAAUCUGCUCGUUUUUCACUCUCCUUUCUUUCUUUUUUUAACGAGUUUGGAAGAAAGGAGAAAUCUGUAACUCAGAGGAGCAAGCUUCGCCGUCUUGCUCCUCUACUACGCUGCAGAGAGAAAGAAGAUGUGAACAGAUAAUCCGCUGUUAAUACAAGGAGGAAGAGAAUUUAAAGACAUCAGGAAAGAUAAAUAGAAAGUCCGGGGAGCUCCGUGCCUGUCCCCUCCGGCUGUCGGAGCGAGCACAAGCCCAGACACAGCUCUCUGAGCCGGGCUGAUGGAUGCGCAGUCACCCACUCCCCCCCCUCUUCCCCUCCCUCUGUGAGGUUUCCUGUAGCCUGGGGGGGGGGGCAAAGGAUAAGCAAGUGUGAGAAGAGGAUCUACUAAACACACACACACACUUAACACUCCAUUAAGACUUCAUGACAGCCUGUGAACUCUCCAUAAAUGUCUUUUUUUUUUUUUUUUUUGUCAUAUGGACUCAUGAGAUGUGUGAGACUCCAGCCAGCCUGGGAAACUAAGAGAUGUUGUCUCGUCUGGUCCGUACGGACUCCUCCGAUUGGCUGUAUGACUAAUAUAUAUAUGUAUAAAAAAUCAUACACACAUAGACGAUGCUGCAAAAAACCAUGUCAUGCCUUAUGAAAGAGUUCAGGUGUUUCUGGGCUGCUGUGGAAGGGCUACAAUACAAAACAACGAGAGAAUCAUGACACAUAAUUUAUGUAAAUGUAUAAUUGUUUGUCCCACUAAAUUAUUUCACUGAUAAA
Thunnus maccoyii (southern bluefin tuna) is the source of this 3850-nucleotide messenger RNA. It is a transcript of the gene clcn5b, whose product is annotated as chloride channel, voltage-sensitive 5b. NCBI's taxonomy places the organism in Eukaryota, Metazoa, Chordata, Actinopteri, Scombriformes, Scombridae. Gene Ontology annotation, cellular component: membrane; early endosome; Golgi apparatus. The transcript has 17 exons. The record is from RefSeq and is a predicted model, not a curated record. Gene Ontology annotation, biological process: chloride transport; transmembrane transport. Gene Ontology annotation, molecular function: voltage-gated chloride channel activity. Bases 177 to 2708 code for a protein of 843 amino acids.